AUGUUUGACUUACCGAAUGCGAAACGCGUACGUCGCGAUGAAGUUCAGUCGCCCUCCUCAUCCCGCUCUCCGUCCCCGGUCGACGAAUCCGCCAUCCAAGAUGCCCAAGCUAGACUCGGUCAACUUCUCAAUCUCGAUGCUUUAAUUGGAACCACCAUUACUCAAUCAGAAACCAAGGAUGCCCAGCAGCCUGCCGUCGCCGAGGAUGAAGAGCAGGAGUUCGAGUUCCGCUUGUUCAGUGCACCUGCCAAAGCCAAGGAUACAACCACCAAAACUGAGGUAGAAGAUAAAUCUACAGAGGAUAAAGUCGAAGAAAGUGGCAAAGAAACCGGCGGUACCCAAAAAUUGCGCAUUCGAUUGCGUUCCCCCUCGCCCGCAAACCCCUCCGAGGGCCGUUUCGUCAAGGCCUUCCGCGGCUGGCAAUAUUACUUCUCUACCCCGUCUUUGUAUGGUUUCAAAGACGUCGGAGAUCAAGAACAAGAAGUGGAAAGGAGGCGACAAUUCGAAGAGAUGGCGGUGAGCGGAGAGCAUAUCACCACAUGGGCCAAGUCCCAGCCUUGGCCUGGAUGUCAUCUUCCAUGGCGAGUGACCCGUCUCAAGCGGCACCAAACCAAGCUCCCUCCCAAAUCCACAGACAUCCCAAUUUACGUGGUGGAGGGCGCGCCUGUAAAGAAAUCACCAUUGACACGCAAGAAGCCCGGCAAGAAGCGUCGCGUUCAACUGCGUAAGAAAAUCGAAGCGGCCAAGAAAGCCCAAGAGAACGAAGCAGAGAAGCGCACGCGCAAGAACCGCGAGCGCAAGCUCAAGCGCCGACAGAAGGCGCGUGAAGAGAAGGCCGCGAAAGCUGCUGCCAACGGUGAAGAUGUUUCCAUGGUAAGCGCCGAUGGAGAUUCGUCUGGGUCAGACGAGUGA
Penicillium maclennaniae is the source of this 912-nucleotide messenger RNA. Its product is annotated as DUF2011 domain-containing protein. Lineage: Eukaryota; Fungi; Ascomycota; Eurotiomycetes; Eurotiales; Aspergillaceae. The transcript is spliced from 3 exons. The record is from RefSeq and is a predicted model, not a curated record. Bases 1 to 912 code for a protein of 303 amino acids.